Messenger RNA from Bombyx mandarina (wild silkworm), 1675 nucleotides. RefSeq names its product neither inactivation nor afterpotential protein G (gene ninaG). NCBI's taxonomy places the organism in Eukaryota, Metazoa, Arthropoda, Insecta, Lepidoptera, Bombycidae. Gene Ontology annotation, molecular function: flavin adenine dinucleotide binding; oxidoreductase activity, acting on CH-OH group of donors. The record is from RefSeq and is a predicted model, not a curated record.
CCCGAACACCAAAGUCCUGCUAAUCGAAGCUGGUGAGCAAAUGGGCUACUUCACCAGGAUGCCUCUAACGCCGACUGCAGCACAGCAGGGACCAAACGACUGGUCCGUGAGAACAGUACCACAAAGAUACUCAUCUUUUGGACUUUGGCGGCAGACACAAAUCCUGCCACGCGGAAAAGGACUCGGCGGCUCCGGACAAAUAAACUUCCUCCUUCACGGAUCUGGUUCGCCCCGAGAUUACGAGAAAUGGUCUCAACUCGGCUUCGAAGGUUGGACGUUUGAGGACUUGAAGCCAUACUUCUUGAAGGCAUUUGGGACAACGGAGAGUGAAUUUGACACUGAACCCUGUUACGAAGAUGGCUUUUGUCCAAAAUCAAUGGCGCCAAUGAAACUAGUACUAAAUCACCGCGACGAACUUAUGACGACAUUUAAAGAAGCUUCAAGACAGACAAAGACAGAGUACACAAAGUUUCAAAAAGCCACAGCGACAAUUAAGGACGGUGUCAGACACGUCUCGUUCGACGCGUACCUGAAGCCGGCGCUGCAGAGAGACAACUUACACGUUUUGCUGAACACCCAGGGUAUUUCAAUACGCUUCGAAAACAAGAAGGCAGUGUCACUGUACAUUUUGCUAAACCAUCGAUACCUUAACAACGUUUUCAUCAACAAGGACAUCAUUAUUUGCGCGGGCGCCAUUAAGACACCGCAGAUACUAAUGCUGUCUGGAAUCGGACCGAAAGAUUUGUUGCAGAAAUUGAAAAUAAAGCCGGUUGUGGUGAACGAGCACGUUGGCAGGAACUUGCACGAUCAUAUGAAUUUUCCCCUCUACGUCAGCAUCCAGAAGCCAAUCAGCGUGACCCUGGCGAAGGUAUUCACCGCGACGACCGUCUGGGAAUACUUGUGGAAAGGCAAAGGUCUACUGUCUUUCCCACCUGUCGCUGGAGUCGAAUACCAGAAUCCGUCUGCCGUGAUGCUGUUCUCCAUGGGAACAUCUAGUGAGAGACUGCUGCGGGAUCUAUCCAAUUACAAACCUCAAGUCUUUCGCGCAACGUUUCCAUUUCACAACUCGACAAGAAAGGAAGGGUUCAUGUUCCUAUCGACUUGCACCCAGCCCAUCAGCCGAGGGUCUGUCAGCUUAGCGGAUGCUAACACGAAAACUCCUCCCCUCGUAGACCCUCGGUACUUGGAGAGAAUCGAGGAUGUUCGGUGCAUGAUACAAGCAAUAAGGAGGGCAGAGCAGCUGGUGUCAACAAAGCCGUUUCGGGAUGUGGGAGCAAAGAUCCACUGGCCCAGACCUGAGCGUUGUCUUACCUUCUGGAACUACACGUCGGAAGACCAGAGGAGCAGAAAGAGAUUGAGAUUACAGCAAAAGCAACAGAAAUUUGAAAGAAAGAUAAAAUCUGCAAAAAUCAAUACUCCCCCGGAUACGUAUCUGGAGUGUUUGAUACGAGAGGUCGCGGUGACCGGCCACCACGUCGCCGGGACCUGCUCCGGUGGAACGGUCGUUGAUGACCAAUUACAAUUAAAAUCAGUUUCCGGCGUUCGCAUAAUGGACGCCAGCGUACUUCCGGCGCCGUUGUCUCUGUACCCGAACUCUGUGCUAAUAGCUAUGGCCGAAAAACUCAGUGAAAUGAUGCGAAAUAAUAUUUGAAUACAUAAUAUCGUUACAAUGAAA